Messenger RNA from Hydra vulgaris (swiftwater hydra), 2055 nucleotides. Its product is annotated as zinc finger MYM-type protein 1-like. The record is from RefSeq and is a predicted model, not a curated record. Lineage: Eukaryota; Metazoa; Cnidaria; Hydrozoa; Anthoathecata; Hydridae.
AUGGGGGAGAAAAUAAACAGAGAUUGGCUUGUUUGGAGUGCAACUUCAAAAUCAUUUCUUUGCUUUCCGUGCUCACUUUUCGGAAGCAAACAAGCCUGCGGGGCUGGUAAUAAUUCACAUCUUCUACGUUGGAAUGGUGGCAUCAAUGGAAACUGGAGAAAGCUAGCUGAAAAAGUAAAAGCCCACCAAAACAAUCCUCACCAUCGAGACAAUUACAUUAAGUGGAAAACAGCGCUAGAAAGCUUGGGAAAUCAAUGUGGGAUUGAUUCAAGUUUAGAAAAAUUGAUAAGAAAUGAGGCAGCCAGGUGGCGUGAAAUUUUAAAGUGCAUUUUAGAUGUAAUUCUCUUCUUAGCAUCACGCAACCUUAGCUUCAGAGGCUCAUCAAAAAUGAUCGGUGAUGACGAUAACGGCAACUUUCUUGCAACUCUAGAGCUACUUGCAAAGCACAACAAGACUCUUCAGUUACAUCUAGAAGAGGCUUCUCGCUGCCAACAAGAAGGUAAACAAAUUAUUGCGCAUUAUUUGGGUUGGAGUUCUCAAAAUGAAUUUAUAAAAGAGUGCGGAAGAAUUGUCUACGGUGCCAUCAUUAAAGAGGCGCAUAUGGCAAUUUACUAUUCUAUUCUUGUCGACGGAACGCCUGACGUCUCUCAUACAGAGCAAAUUGCAUUUGUUCUCCGCUUUGUCUACUAUGGUAUUGAUAAAAAAUGGGUAGUUAAGGAGCGCUUUCUUGGGGUCGAAAGUCUCGAUAAAAAGAAAGGUGUGGAUAUUGCUAAGCUAAUUAUAGAUGUCUUAAAUCAAAAUGACAUUGAUCUGAAGAACUGUCGAGGUCAGGGAUAUGACAACGGUGCUAAUAUGUCUGGUGUGUACAAAGGAGUACAAGCGAUCAUUCUUCAGAGAAAUCCUCAAGCUUUCUACAUGCCAUGCAGCACUCAUAACCUUAAUUUAGCUGGUGUUCAUUCACUUGAAUCUUCUGUAGAAAUGAAGAACUAUUUUGGUCGUAUUCAGUUACUCUACAAUCUUUUUAGUGGAAGCCCUAUACGAUGGAAAAUCUUGACCGAGACGACUGGUUUGUCUCUACAUCAAACUUCACAAACCCGAUGGAGUGCACGCAUUGAGGCUGUGAAGCCUUUGGUUAAGCGACCCAGAGAAAUUCUUUUAUCUUUGCAGAAACUUUGUGAUCUUGAUUUAACUGCUGAUCUAUUGAUUGACGUAAAAUCUUUAGAGAAAUGGAUUCAGUCAUUUGAGUUUAUUAUCAUGACAACCUUCUGGUUCAAAGCGCUGCAAGCAAUAAACUAUGUCAUCGUGUCAUUUCAAUCAAAAAACAUUACUUUAGAUGAUGAGAUGAAACUUAUGAAGAUUCUUAUUGAGGAUCUUACUAGACUUAGAUCUUCUUGGCCCGAAUUAAUUAAUGAAGCACAUUUAGUUGCCUCCGGUCUAGCUAGUUAUGGGUUUCAGUCAAAACUAGUUCAAAAAAGGACAAGAAAGAGGAAAACUUUUACGAAGAAACAAGGAACGAAGUUCAUUUCUUAGAAAACGAUGAAAAACAGUUUGAGGUGAAUGUAUUCAACACCGCUCUCGAUACAUUAAUUCAACAAAUAAAAGACAGAUUUCAAGCUGCAGAAAAGACAACUAACAGUUUUUCUUUUCUAUGGCUCUCAGAAUCUAAUAGUAGGUCGAGUGAGGAAAAAGAAAUUGAACAACCUAGCCUGGAGGAAAAAUGUAAAACUUUGGCGCAAAUGUAUGUGAACGAUGUAGAUGAAGACAAACUUGUUUUAGAGGUCCGUCAUCUGGAUACUCUAAAGCGUGCCAAUCUUUUCGGUCCAAAAGAAUAUCUCACUUCAAUGAAACUAUUAAAUGGAAUUUAUCAAAAAGGUCUAGAGUCUAUCUUCGAAUCAACAUGCAUUUUAUUACGUAUUUUUAACACAAUUCCCGUUUCCAUCGCCGAAGGAGAGCGGUCUUUCAGCAAGCUUGGUCUAGUCAAGACAACACUAAGAUCUACAAUGAGUCAAGACCGGCUUACCAAUCUCUUAGUUAUAUCUAUUGAGCACGAUCUAG